This is a messenger RNA of Etheostoma spectabile (orangethroat darter), 1652 nucleotides long. RefSeq names its product class II histocompatibility antigen, B-L beta chain. The record is from RefSeq and is a predicted model, not a curated record. Gene Ontology annotation, biological process: immune response; antigen processing and presentation. The transcript has 5 exons. Bases 41 to 835 code for a protein of 264 amino acids. NCBI's taxonomy places the organism in Eukaryota, Metazoa, Chordata, Actinopteri, Perciformes, Percidae. Gene Ontology annotation, cellular component: MHC class II protein complex; membrane.
GAACAGUUUUGUUUCUGUAGUUUUCUACUCGCUGUAAAACAUGGACAUUCACAAUUAUCUUUUUUUCAUGGUUUUCUCUCUUUUCAGUCCAGUUUUCACAGAUGAAGAUUAUGCACAAGUCACAGCAUGUUGUUAUUUCAAGGGUCCAGGUUUUAAAGAUAUUGAAUACAUCCUAUCAGCCCGUUUCAACAAGAAAUUAAUACAACAGUACAACAGCACAAGAGGCAACUGGACAGGAUUCACAGCCAUGUCAAUUGAAUAUUUAAAAGCUUGGAACAAAGACCCUUAUGACGCAAUGGAGAGAGCAUUUGAAAAGAACAUAUUGUGUACUAAGAACAUAGAAUUUAUCCAACAAUUGGGUAAUAUUAGCUCUGUACCCACCGUCAAGCUGAAUUCAGUGAAACACCCGCCCAUGCUUGUGUGCAGUGCCUAUAACUUUUAUCCAAAACAAAUCCGACUGACGUGGUUGCGCAACGGGCAGGAAGUCACCUCAUCGGUUAGUUUUUCUGAAGUAAUGCCUGAUGGGGACUUGUACUAUCAGAUUCAUUCCUACCUAGAGCCCACCCCGACUAAGGGAGAAAAAAUGACCUGCAUGGUGGAACACUUAACCCUCUCUGAACCAAUGCUUCAGGUCUGGGACCCCUCUCUUCCUGUGUCAGAAUGGAUCAAAAUUGCUGUGGGACUGUUUGGUCUGAUACUUGGUUUUGUGAUGUUGAGUUCCGGGUUCAUCUACUACAAGAAAAAUUCUAAAGCAAACUUCACUCUCUGUCAAGCAUUUUUAACAGGAAGCGUUUUGGUUCCACUGCAAGACGUCCCUGAAGUUGGAGCAACUUAGCAGUCAGAGCAAACAGUAGUAUUGUUGACUCCUUUCAUCCAAGAUGGACUAAAUAUGAAACUUAGUGUGUCUUGAGCCAUACUCACUAUUGGGUAAUCGCUAGGGUUGUAUGUGGUGCUUUUCAGAUUGUGGAUGAAAGCCACUGACUAGUAAAUGGCAGUUUGCAGAUAAACAUUGUAUGUUAGCGGCAAGAAGUACUUUACCGUAAUUGUUGUCAUAUAGUAUGUGUGAAGCCUUUGGGGUUGGGUGGUGUAAUUUCUGCUUGCAGCUAGAAUUAACGUUUGGAGAUGCUUAAAUUGACUGUUUUGAAUGAUUGUGUUUUUGAUACUCAGAGAGAAAAGCUUCUGAUGGGUUGGCUUUAAUGAUUUGUCCCUGAGCAUAUUCUAUGAGCUCCAUGUCAGAUUAGUUUUGGUAGGUGUUGUUAGAUUUGGCCAAUGGCCUCUGUUAUGAGACCAUCCUAUAGACAGUCAACGUGGGGUAAAAACUAAAUCACACUGACAUUUCCAAGAAGGAAAAUUACUUUAAUUCAGCCCUAUAUCUAUUUUAUGUAAUUUAUUUCUUUCAGUUUUUCAGCUGUUUAACAAUCACAAAUUUCCCCCGUAAGCCAAACACUGUUGCAGGUUAAAUAUUAGUAGUUUGACCAGUUAGGUUAAAAAUUGAGAAUGGACAAUGAGGGCCGGUAUAUUCUGUUUUUAGACAGUAAAAAAAGGUUGGAAAGGUGACUACUGAGUACUGUAGAAGCUGGGAGGGGAUUUCAAGGAUAACUGUGAAAAAGUUGCAGUGAUGUACAGUUGAAAAACAUAAACAGAAAUUGUAA